Messenger RNA from Penicillium diatomitis, 2574 nucleotides. RefSeq lists its product as uncharacterized. The record is from RefSeq and is a predicted model, not a curated record. NCBI's taxonomy places the organism in Eukaryota, Fungi, Ascomycota, Eurotiomycetes, Eurotiales, Aspergillaceae. Bases 1 to 2574 code for a protein of 857 amino acids. The transcript has a single exon.
AUGAACGCCCAAGCAAUGGCGGCUGCAUCUCGCGCCAUGAGACCCAAUGCGUCUUCGUCUGAUUCCAAAGCGUAUGAUCGAGUGGGCGGCCCGCAUCAAGUAGCCAUUCCCCCACGGCGAGCGCCCUCGAGUCUUCGAUAUACCGAGCAAGAACCCAUUAUCGUCAACACCUUUUAUGAAGCAGCUGGGGUCCCUCCCACACCUGUUCAACCAGAACCUGUCGAGAAUGAAGACUGCCGUCCUCCAAAUCCCGCGGAAUUGCCGCAGAUCAUAGAGCCCGUGGGACUAGAUGGACGUCUGAACUCGCGAGCUUCAUCGUACCGCCGGCUGCGCAAAGCCAAGUCAAUGUUCAGCACACGAGCAAAGUCUUCGCAGACUGUCUAUUCUCCAUCCCAGACAGAGACACCAAGAAACGCAUUCGAGUUGAAUCGAGGAGAAUUUCAUUGGGAUCUGCCUCGAACACUGCGGCCCUCGCCGUCUCCCCAUAUCAUCCAGCGACAACACAGUCAUGUCGUUCGCCACGCGAAGAGUCAUGAUGCGGCGAUAGAGCUUGCUCGUAGUCAAUUUCGAAUGGGCUCUUACAGCCCUGAGCCAAUGCAGGAACGGCCCUCAUCGUUCCAUCGGAAGAAAAGGGAGCAGAAGAGGUUCCGCCAAACGCUGCGGAUUACCAGUGACAAUUCGCCCAGCUUGACUUCGUCACCCUAUUCACUUUCGAGAUGGAGCUCGCGCAGCAAGUCCCGAGCUUUGUCUGCUUCGAUCAAGAGUGGCUUCCGCCGUAUCUUCGGACGUUCCAAACCCAGCGGUGCGGGACCCGAGGAUGCCCAUGAAAGAGGCGAUCUCUCGACCCCAGUCCCCAAUUCCAUCGCUGCUGCUGGGCAAUCGUUGGGGCACGAAGGAAAGACCACCGUCCUGGCUAGAGAUCCCGUGCCAGCGGACUCUCCCGAUGGUGACAGUCUUCACACCGUGACAUCGCGAGUAACAAGCUGGGCGGAUUCAUCGGUUGCAAACACCAUCAAGACACACACCGUCCGGCGCCGUCAGUCUUUGUCCCUCAUCGAGGAACACGAUGAUUUGAACAAACAUCUGCCUGAGACACCUGAUGCCUCUGCGGAGAGAAUUCCAGCACGCAGCAUGCGAGGUGGACUGAGUAGUCAGAUGAGUCCCAGUGCGAUCCAGAAUUGGGCAAAUAGCAAUGACCUCUAUUCUGCUUUGAUGCAGCAGAUCAGAGACAGCGAUGCACGUUCGACUGAUGAGGAAAUUGUCUUUGGCGCGGUCCCACAGCAUCGUGCGAUUCCAGAAAAAGCGUCAUCUAUUCGCAGCCAACACGCUGUGCCACAGGUCUUCAGCGAGGAAUCAUCAGCUGCUGGCUCACUCGUGGUGAGUCAUGUGCCCGAAAUCGAGUCCCCCACGCCGCGCCGAUCUCAGGGCCUCAUGCGAGUUCCGAGGGUCAUACGGAGAAGUCGCAAUGUUCGAGCAAGUCGGCCGAUCGAAGAUGUCUUUGCAGCUUCGCAGGUCCCAGAUAUUGUCCCUUCGUAUGAAGGAGCCGAUGGGGACACCGAUAGUGUUGUUUUCUGUUCUCUGGCCAGAUCACAGACAAGGGACGAUUCACCCAGUAUCUAUUCUCGAACAAGCGGUGGGACCCCUGAGGAAAGCUCCAGUAGAAUGAUUGCCAAUGUCCUGGACAACGAGACCGGCACAGCGACUAUCUUUGCGUCCCAGAGAGCCACGUAUAGUUCACCCAACCGAACUCAUGAUCAGGCUCCUUCCGGGAACCCUCGACCGCCUAGUUUGGACUGGAAGAAGUGGAUGGAUUCUGAGAUCGAGCGAAUUGAGAACACAACUCCAGUCCGAGAGCACACAAGGGAGGGGGCCCAGCUUGGUAGUGACCAAGAAGACGACGUCUUCAAGCACAUGGCAGAAGAGGAACAGACGGCCUCUGAGAAAGUCAAGGAGGGCCCUGCCGUGUUGCAUAAGGGGAGACGUAAUACCCUUGGCCACGCGUUAAAGCGUCAACCUUCCGGUCAGAACAAUUACUCCCGGCCCUUCAGUCGAGCUUCGAGCAUGAGCACUUUUCUACCCUCGCGCGGAACCCGUUCUCUGAUCCACGAGAAACCGAGUCAACCUGCGGUGACUGAGAAGGGUACUGGCGGACCUGCUGAUCUACCAGCUGAGGCUGCUAGCCCUCGGGAAUCCUCCAUCGUGCGGACAGUGCCUCCAAAUCAGGGCAAAGGGCCGGAACCUUCGAGUGCGAUUGCACAAGGGCCUGCUCGUGAAGUGUCAAAGCGCGGGUUGACUCAGGAACAGUACCGGCGCUAUUCCGCCCGCCGACCGCUUACCGUUGGGACAUCCACGAAUGUGCGGUCCAUGCGCAGCUUUCAAGCAUCACACCGGAUGCAUGGUGAGAACACCGAGAAGCAAAAGGAGUAUGAGGAGCUCUUGGAUGACUACCAUCAAGUCCAGGAUUCUCCAUCCCAAAUUUCCAGCAAGCGCAUGGUCGAGAUGUUUCUGGAAAGUCGGCGCCAGGAGGGUGCAGGACAUGUGGACGGCACGGAAAACGGCGACGCAUUUGUCUAA